AUGCAGACUGCAUCUACAAACAUCUACAAACAUUUGUGAAAGAAUGGGUCACUCUCAGGAGCUCAGUGAAUUCAAGCCUGGUACUGUGAUAGGUUGCCACCUGUGCAAUAAGUCCAUCCGUGACAUUUUCUUGCUACUAAAUAUUCCACAGUCAACUGUUAGUGGUAUUAUAACAAAGUGGAAGCAACUGGGAUCAACAGCAACUCAGCCACCAAAGCGGGGUCAGCUGGGUCAGGCGCAUGCUGAAGUGAAUAGAAGUCACCAACUGUCUGCAGAGUCAAUAGUUAAAGACCUCAAAACUCUGUGUGGUCUUCGGAUUAGCACAACAACAGUUUCCAUGGCCGUGCAGCUGCAUCCAAGGCUUACAUUACCA
This is a messenger RNA of Staurois parvus, 373 nucleotides long. The record is from the annotation of a GenBank genome assembly. Lineage: Eukaryota; Metazoa; Chordata; Amphibia; Anura; Ranidae.